AUGUGGUGUAAACUUUGGUUUUUUGGCGCUAUAUCCGUAUUGGCCUCGAUCGUCAGAGCUUCUGAUGACGACGUGGUCUAUUGUAAUUCGACGGCUGGCGCUUGUCCAGACGACAUGCCAUGCUGUUCGCAAUACGGGGUCUGCGGCAGCGGCUCAUACUGUUUAGGUGGGUGUGAUCCUCGCUAUUCUUACAAUUUGACUGCAUGCAUGCCGAUGCCAAUUUGCAAGGAUUCGCAAACUAUCUUCAACAACUACAGUAGUAAGAUGAAGAGCCAGUAUUCGUAUUUGGGUGAUGCUGAAGCCAACGCUUGGAUCUACGACGGGCACGUUUUGGACGACACGGACGAUGAGGCAUUGAUAUUGGCAAUGCCUAAGGAUUCAAGCACCCUCAUGUCUUCCACCAGAUACAUGUGGUACGGAAAAGUAAGCGCACGUAUGAAGUCAUCACACAGGGCGGGUGUCGUCACCGCCUUCAUUUUGUUUUCGUCCGUGCAGGACGAAGUGGACUACGAGUUUAUUGGCUCCAAUUUGACGAACGUACAAACGAAUUACUACUUUGAGGGUGGCUUGAACUGGACUCACUCGACGAACGUUUCAACCACCAACACUUUCGACAAUUACCACGACUACGAAGUAGACUGGCAUGAGGAUCAUAUUUCGUGGAUUGUGGACGGCGAGGUUGCGAGAACCCUGUAUAAAAACACCACCUAUAACGCAACUUCCGGUGACUACGACUUCCCGCAAACACCUUCUCGUGUACAGUUUUCGCUGUGGCCCGGUGGAGCUAACACUAGCAGCUACUGGACAAAAGUUUGGGCCGGUGGUGAAAUUGAUUGGAAUGCCUCUGAUAUUCAAGAUCCGGGAUACUAUUAUGCCAGGUUGCAAAGUGUGAACAUAACCUGUUACGAUCCCCCUGCUGGUACCACCAAGAACGGUUCUAAUGCAUACAAGUAUGUCAACCGAAAGAACUUCACGCUAAGUGGUGUUGAAUUCACCGACGAUACGACCGUAAUGGGGUCAUUGGCCGACACUGGCUUUGAUCCAGACGAAGGCAAAUCUUCUUCCUCAUCCGCCUCUUCCACGUCGUCUAGAAAAUCUACAACGCAAAGCGCAAACCAUAAGAAAACGUCCACUACUUCCACCGCCACGGGAGAUGCGGCGGCUGCUUCUACGAGCGAUUCUUCGGCUUCUUCAGAGGGCCAAACCGGAUUUGUUCAGAACAUGCAGAGCACCUCUGGUGCCAAAACUGGCUCCAGUACUCAAAAUAGUACUGGUGGUGCGGCCUCUUUUUCGGUGGGCUCCAACACUCUCAUGCAUAUACUUGCAGUAGUUGUAGGACUGGCAUCGGCUAUUGUGUGA
Lachancea dasiensis is the source of this 1359-nucleotide messenger RNA. NCBI's taxonomy places the organism in Eukaryota, Fungi, Ascomycota, Saccharomycetes, Saccharomycetales, Saccharomycetaceae. The record is from the annotation of a GenBank genome assembly.